Molecule: messenger RNA, 3285 nt
Organism: Colossoma macropomum (tambaqui)
Lineage: Eukaryota; Metazoa; Chordata; Actinopteri; Characiformes; Serrasalmidae
Gene: syt17
Product: synaptotagmin XVII
Exons: 8
Coding region: 215-1663 (482 amino acids)
Biological process (GO): calcium-ion regulated exocytosis; regulation of calcium ion-dependent exocytosis; regulation of dopamine secretion
Cellular component (GO): membrane
Molecular function (GO): clathrin binding; calcium ion binding; phosphatidylserine binding
Source: RefSeq, a predicted model, not a curated record
GUUAGAAAAGAGAGGGAGAGGAAGGGGUCUGUGGUGGUCAUCAUCAUUCUUGGAGCAGAAAUUUGUAAGGAUGGACAGUGGAACCUGCCCAGUUCAUUCAUAUUGAGAGGUUUUUGUUUUGUUUUUGUUUUUUUUCCCGAAGUGAAGCUGGAUCUGGACAGCACCAUGUUGCUGUGGAUAGGAAGUGAAAAGGUGGGAAGAGACUGAGGAAAGGAUGGCGUACACACAGUUGGAACCCGUCAAUGAGGGUCUUCUGUCCAGACUGUCAGACUUGCUGCUGUGUCGUUGGUCGUGCCGGUCUUGCUGGCAGUGGUGUUGGGAAUGUAGCUGCUGCCAGUCCACUGAGGAGGAGGUGGAGAUUUUGGGGCCGUUCCCUGCACAGACCCCAUCGUGGCUCAUCAAUGACUGCCAUGAUGAGAAAGAACCAAACUCUCACCUCAUGGGACGUGAACAUGCCCCUCCAGACCAAAACCACAGCAGCAGCAGCAACAACAGCAGUACCAGCCCCAGCCGGCGGCGCUCCAGCUCAGAAAACUCCCGCUCCACCUUCAGCCUCGCCCGCCAGCUCUCCUCUCUGGAAGCCCGGCGGCCCAGCUCCCCUCUGGUGGACAUGAAGCCCAUCGAAUUCUGGGCGAUGGGUCCCAGGAAGGAGGUGGUGCAGCCCCUGCGUAAGCCGCAGACCCCGCCAGACGACUACUUCCGCAAGCUGGAGCCACGGCUGUACUCGGUGGACUCCGGCGGGGAUGAUGUAGACUCUCUGACGGACGAGGAGAUCCUGCUGCGCUACAAGCUGGGCAUGCUGCACUUCAGCACCCAGUACGACCUCAUCAACGGCCACCUGAGCGUGCGGGUCAUCGAGGCACGUGACCUGCCUCCUCCGCUCACCUGCGAUGGCGCCAGGCAGGACAUGGCACACUCCAAUCCCUACGUCAAGAUGAGCCUGCUGCCUGACCACAAAAACUCACGGCAGACUGGCGUCAAGCGCAAGACCCAAAACCCAGUGUUUGAGGAGCGUUUCACCUUCGAGCUGCCCUUUCUUGAGGCCCAGCGCAGGACCCUGCUGCUGUCCAUCGUCGACUUUGACAAGUUCUCACGACACUGCGUAAUUGGAAAGGUGGUGCUGCCUCUCAGUGAGGUGGAUCUGGUGAAGGGGGGGCACUGGUGGAAGGCACUGGUGCCCAGCUCUCAGAAUGAAGUGGAGCUUGGUGAACUCCUGCUGUCCUUAAACUACUUGCCCAGUGCUGGCAGGCUGAAUGUGGACGUCAUCAGGGCCAAGCAGCUGCUGCAGACUGACAUGUGCCAAGGCUCAGAUCCCUUUGUGAAAGUGCAGCUGGUGGCAGGUCUGAAAUUGGUGAAGACUAAGAAGACAUCAUGCAUGAGAGGCACCAUCGACCCCUACUACAACGAGUCCUUCAGCUUCCGGGUACCUCAAGAGGAAUUGAGUGAGGUUAGCCUCGUGUUCACAGUGUACGGACACAACGUGAAGAGCAGUAACGACUUUGUGGGCCGCGUAGUAAUCGGUCAGUUUUCCACGGGCCCUGCGGAGACCACCCACUGGCGGCGGCUACUGCGCUCCCAGCGGACCCCCGUGGAGCAGUGGCACAGUCUGCGCUCCCGAGCCGAGUGCGACCGCGUGUCCCCCGCGUCCCUCGAGGUCACAUGAUCCUGACUGGGACGCCUGAUUGGUGGAGGCGGAACGGAGAUGGGCUGGAUUGUGGUUUGAAAAGGCGAGGAUCUUUCGUGGUCUCACCUGAAAGACGAACGACAAACUGUCUGACUCGGGGAAAGGGGGUUAGGGGUGCGUCAACAUUUACUCUACACUGUGGCUUGAAGGACCAGUUGUAGAUAGAUUUACUAUCAAACCACAGUGUUUCCAGAAACAGUGGGUUCUGGCUGCAGUCCACCUGCUCUGACCUCACACCUGUUCUGAACAGGGGAAAAAAAGGCCUCGUAGUGUUUUUCCACUGGCCAUACAGAGCAGGGGCCUGCCGUCCACAUUUUCUCUUUAUCACAUUGAUACUAUCUUACAGGACAGCUCAAUAACCUCAUCAUCGUCCGUCUCUCGGCCGCUCAGCUGGACACUGGGGCAGCCGAGACCACUCCUCCUGCUGGUAUGGGGUGCAGUGUUUCAACCACGUUGCUUCUUUUAAUCCGACUACAACACGAGGUAGUUGGGAGUUAAUCCAAAAGCAAUCCGCGUUCCUUAUUUGUUUUUUUUACAGUUUCACACCAAAGCUUCUGUUUUCGUUUCUGUUGUAUCGAGCUGUGCGCGUGUGCGUCUGUCUGUCUGUCCUCAGAGUGAAUGUCUAACGUUUUUCAGUAAGUGUUCGCACUCCUAAUAGCAAUCGCGUUCUACGUCACCACGUCAGAAUGUGUUGGUGUCUGUGUGGAUAUUUUUGCAGGGUUUAGAAAACACGGUGCCAUUCCAGAAAAGGUGCAGAUGAACUCACCUCCCUCUGGUUUAAGACUCACCUUUGUACGUUUACCAACAGUCCAGUCCAGUGUGGUCCACAUGUUGCCGUGCUGUGUAUCUUGUCCUACCUCCUCUCUGUCUGUCUAGUGAGUAGAUGGACAUAGAUCGGUCCUGCUGGAGGAGUGAUGUUCUGUAGUAUAGAAAUCAAAGUGCGCUCAGAAACAUUACCGUCUUUAUCCGUCUCCUGACGCUUUCUCGUGUGUGCCUAGUAGUGAACUGUUCCGGGUCUAGAGGCACCUUGUAUGAUUGUGAAAUCUCUAUGUUAGUGUACGACUUGACCGUGACAAAUGAUUACUAGUAGAUAAAAACACAUAAGAAUAACAAAGAUGUGCCAGUGAAGAUAUUUAUUUAGAUAAAUCAAUGCGUAGACAUCUUAUAUAUUUAUCUCUACAAAUAUAUAUGUAUAUAUUUAUUACUUCAACUGUAUACCAUGAAUGAUAUGACUUGAACAAAUACAGUAUGUGUUGCUGGACGUAAACACGAGGGGAGACAGAAAUACAAAAUAAAUAUAUUGGAAUAGAGAGGCGACUGAUACGUUCCUGCCUGUUCACAGCAAACCUGUGAGCGAGGGUCAACCACUGCUGCUCAAUGUGAAAUGCUGCUCGCGUGUGAGAUAAAGUUUGGUUUUAACUCAGAAGGAAGACACCUGGCGUCCAGGUGGAUGCUAGCGAGGGAGUUAUAAAUGCCCUCUCUUGUCUUUGUUGUUUUUUUUUAACCUUGGCAAACCAGACCUCUUGUAAGUGAUGAGCUGUUGUCCCUUUAAACGCCCAUUCAAACGAAAUCACGAUGUGCACUGAGUGCUGUCGGGUCCA